AUGCUUGAACCGCGCAUCAGAAUAAUUGACUUUGGUGUUGCUUCUUGGUCAGACAACCACCUGUCGGAUGUAGUCCAAUCUCCAGCUUUACGAGCACCAGAAGUCACAAUCGGUGCGCAUUGGGAUGCUAGUAUUGAUAUCUGGAGCCUCGGUUGCCUUAUUGUUGAGUUUGUUCAGGGGAUAGUGCCUUUCUCUGGGGUGGCGUCAAAAUACGGUUCGUGGACGGUUGAUGAUGACCGGCUCGCGAGGACAAUCGAAAUACUUGGUAAUUUUCCGCCUGAGCUUCUUCGAAAAGGAAACAGGACUGCGGAAUUCUUUAACACGAGUGGCGGCCUUCUUCGAAUUUCAGAUCUAAAACCGACGAGUCUUGAAAGACUUAUAGAUGGCACUGAGCGGCCUUUCCUCAAACCCAACGACAUGUCCGACGCUGAAACUCCCAUAUUCAUCGAUUUCCUUCGAGGUAUGCUUGCAAUUGACCCGGCACAUCGAAAGUCGGCCGCAGAGCUGCUGCAGCAUGAAUGGUUUAAAAUGUAA
Penicillium waksmanii is the source of this 534-nucleotide messenger RNA. RefSeq lists its product as uncharacterized. The record is from RefSeq and is a predicted model, not a curated record. Gene Ontology annotation, biological process: regulation of mRNA processing; spliceosomal complex assembly; protein phosphorylation. The coding region runs from base 1 to 534 and encodes 177 amino acids. Gene Ontology annotation, molecular function: protein kinase activity; ATP binding. Lineage: Eukaryota; Fungi; Ascomycota; Eurotiomycetes; Eurotiales; Aspergillaceae. The transcript has 4 exons.